AAUCGAAAGGGAUGAACACUGCCAAAAUUAGAUAUAAAAGUAACAUUGAUUCAGUUCCAAGUUAAUUGUUAAGUUGAUUUCACUCAGAUCAAGUUGAUUAUCGAUCCUCAUUUCUUCAAACUUUAAUUUCACCAUUCAAGUUAAAAUGAAUCUUUUGUUACCAUUCACAUUCAUCGUACUUUUAAUUGUUGCUCUAAGUGAUGCUGGACAUAAGCAUAAACACUUUAGUAAACAUUUCCAUAAGAGGCCAGCUCAUGUCAUCCAUUUUCCAGUAGUGGUCAAGCCUAAACCUGCUUUCUUCCAUGGACACAAGUUCAAACAUGGUGGAUUCGGACACGGAGGAGGAUAUGGAGGUGGACAUGGAGGUGGAUGGAAAAAGGGAUGGAAACAUCAUGGUUAAUCUUUCAAGCGAUUAAUCAACAGUUUCGAUUGGAACUUUUUUCCUUGAUAAACUUUCACCUUUCGUUUUUUUUGUGUACUUUUUCAUAUCUUCAACUGAUCCUUCCGACUGAUUAAAAGUUCAAUUGAUUUACUUUAA
Messenger RNA from Panonychus citri (citrus red mite), 538 nucleotides. RefSeq lists its product as uncharacterized. The coding region runs from base 146 to 400 and encodes 84 amino acids. NCBI's taxonomy places the organism in Eukaryota, Metazoa, Arthropoda, Arachnida, Trombidiformes, Tetranychidae. The transcript is spliced from 2 exons. The record is from RefSeq and is a predicted model, not a curated record.